AUGUCCUCUCUAAACUCAAAUACACUUCAAAUCAAGUAUAUACAUAAUUCUGUUGCAAUGGUGACGAGCUGUCCGUUGUCAGCUAGUCUUCAGGUCAUUGACCAACAAGUCCGAGAAUUGUGUAGUUUCACCAAAGAUCAACCAUUCACAAUAAAAUGGAUCGACGAAGAACACGAUCCUAUCGUUAUUUCCUCAGAAAUGGAAUUAAAAGAGGCGUUCCGACUUCACGAGUUGAAUAAAGAAUGGCAACUAACAGUUCAUGUAUUUAAUGGAGUUCCAAGUGAACCGGGUAAACCCUGUCCUGGCGAAGAUAUUAAUAUGUACCGAAGAGGUGCUAAACGAUGGAAAAAGAAAUUUUAUUUAUUGCAUGGUCAUCAGUUUGCUGCCAGACGAUUUAAUCGGAAUGCCGUAUGUGCUUACUGUAAGGAACGUAUAUGGGGUUUGGGACAACAAGGGUUUAAAUGUAUUAAUUGUCGUCUUCUACUUCAUCGUCGUUGUCAAGGUGGCGUGCGUCAUAAAUGUGGUGAAGCAUUCAUAAGACCGACCUAUCAAAAUAUGCGUUCAAUUUCUACAUUUUCCACCGGUUCCACUCCUAUUGUGUGGGAUAAUAAUGGAAACAGACCUACAACCAUAGCAACAGAUCUAUCUUCUGGGACAAGUAAUACAUUCCCAUCUCGUCUUCCUGUCACUAUUCAACCAUGCAAAGAUGAUUCAAAGCCACCAAAGCGAGAAAAAAUCAUUGGUUUAGGUGAAAAAGAAUCAAAUCAAAUAUCAGACAAACACUUUACGCCAACAUCCAAUACAAAAAAUAAUCUCAAAUCAGGUUCAGACAACUUAAUAAUUGAAACAAGUGGUGGUGUUCACCCUAGUAGUGUACCAGUUCCCGUUUCUAUCAUCACUGAUAAAGUUGAUGAUAAGUCCAUACCAAUCAUAGAACAGCGCAUUAUAGAUAUUCCUGAUAUUCCAAUCACUUCUGGACGGGUUGGUUUACAUGAUUUCAAUUUACUCAAAGUGAUUGGUCGUGGUAGUUAUGCUAAAGUAUUUCAAGUAGAGCAUAAACCAACUAAUCGUAUAUAUGCAAUGAAAGUUAUUAAAAAAGAAACUAUUCUGGAUGAAGAGGAUAUUGAUUGGGUUCAAACAGAAAAACAUUUGGUUUACACUCGUGUUUUCCAAACUAGAAGUCGGUUAUUCUUUGUCAUUGAAUUUGUUAAUGGUGGAGACCUAAUGUUUUAUAUGCAACGUAAUCUUCGUUUAGCAGAAGAUUAUGCACGAUUCUAUGCAGCUGAAAUUUGCAUUGCAUUAAAUUUUCUCCAUGAACGUGGUAUUAUUUACCGAGAUCUCAAGUUAGACAAUGUUUUGAUGGAUAGCGAAGGUCAUAUUAAACUGACUGAUUAUGGAAUGUGUAAAGAAGGAAUCAUCGGAGAUAUGACUACAACUACAUUUUGUGGUACACCGAAUUAUAUAGCUCCUGAAAUACUGAAAGGAGAAAGUUAUAGUGAGUUUCUUUUUAUAUGUGAAUAAAAUAAAGACAGUAAUCGAGAUAAAUUAGUAUGGAUUCAUUAAUUUUACAGAUAUCUGAGCUUCCUAUAACCUAAAAAUUUUAGUAAUUAUUUUAAAAAAAG
Molecule: messenger RNA, 1622 nt
Organism: Schistosoma mattheei
Lineage: Eukaryota; Metazoa; Platyhelminthes; Trematoda; Strigeidida; Schistosomatidae
Source: the annotation of a GenBank genome assembly